AUGUCUGCUACGACCACCACGAUCGCGACCGCUACUCUUGUCGGAAUUCCCUCUACUAUGAAAACUGUUGCUACAGCCACUGAGAACCACUGUGCAACAUGCGGUUCUACUAAAACCGACUCGUUCGAUUCCUCCGAGGCCCAGCUCCGGAUCCAGGAGCUGGAGGGGCAGAUCCAGGACUUAACGCAUCGCGUUGCCUUAGAUGCAAACAAACUCGCCGACUACGAAGACGAAAUCACACGUCUGCGCAAAUCCCAAACUCACACCCAUACCCGCGGAUCCUACGACACACCCCGAAGCAGCGCUUCCCUCCCUCCUUCUUCCUCCCACACCGACAAAUCAACCCUCUCACCAACCCAAAUCCCCGCCACGCCAGACACAGCCUCCCAACCAACAACCUACCACAGUCGCCUCGCAACUCUCACUUCACUCCUCCCCUACCGCCGCGGUAGCUCAACACCAACAACCGCAUCCGCACCUACACCCACAGCCGCCCUUCCAACAACCCCAACCUCCAUCCCACCCAACCCUCUCCCCCAAUCAUCCCCAGCAAGCAGCGACAACGCAGAGCUCCAAGACGCGCUAACGCGCGAGCAAGGGCUCCGCAAAGCCGCCGAGUCCCAGCUCUCGCUAGCAAGCAACGAGCUCGAAGAGCUGACGGUGCAGCUAUUCAGCCAAGCGAACGAAAUGGUCGCGCAAGAGCGAAAAGCGCGCGCAAAGCUCGAGGAGCGCGUUGCUGUGCUUGAGCGCAGGGAUAUCGAGAAGCGGGGCCGGCUGGAGAAGCUGGAGAAGUCCAUCGCGAGGGUGGACAGGUUGAAGGCUUUGGUUAAUUCGUGA
Penicillium verhagenii is the source of this 837-nucleotide messenger RNA. RefSeq lists its product as uncharacterized. The coding region runs from base 1 to 837 and encodes 278 amino acids. Gene Ontology annotation, cellular component: Golgi to plasma membrane transport vesicle; cell tip. Lineage: Eukaryota; Fungi; Ascomycota; Eurotiomycetes; Eurotiales; Aspergillaceae. Gene Ontology annotation, biological process: exocytosis. Gene Ontology annotation, molecular function: guanyl-nucleotide exchange factor activity. The record is from RefSeq and is a predicted model, not a curated record. The transcript is spliced from 2 exons.